AUGGGUGACGCUGGAGACUCUGAUGUCGUACACCACGGCGUCAUCAGAUACAUCGUCUCAGCCAAGGACCCGCCUCCAGAAAAGCGAAGUCUCUUUGGCCUUGCGGCCAACAGCUCUUGGACAGAUCAUGAGCUCGCAGUGCGUGACUUUCGAAAGGCGGAAGAGUUGGUGAAGGGCCCGGAAGGUCUCGAUGUCCAGGGCUUCACGUACAUCGAUCAUGAGUCGGCAUUGUCGAAGUCGGAUACCUGCCUCCCAGAGGUCUGCGAUCUGGUGUGCAAAGUCACUGGCGCGAGCAAGGCGAUUGUCCUCAAUUGUGCUUUUCGGAGAAAGCCAGUCGAUUUGCAAAAGGAUCCCAACUGGAUACCUAUGAAAGGCGACGAUAUUGACACGAUGCUGGCGGCGCUGCCUCGCGACAAGUGUUUGGUCAUGGGGAAGGAGGUCGAGUCGUCGCUGGAGCCGUUGCGAACAGCUCAUUUGGAUUACACGCUCAAAGGCCUGAGGAGCAACAUCCGAUACGUUCGCAAAGAUGUCGAGGAAAUGGGCAGGGCGGCCGUCGAAGCUGAGGAGGCGGUCAAGGCAGGCAGGGACGUGAGGGUACCGCGAUACGCAGCGUACAGUAUCUGGCGACCUGUCAAGCCUGUGAAGCGAGAUGGUCUCGCAGUCAUGGAUUGGAGAAGCCUGGAGAAGGACGGCCUGGACCCAUUUGAAUACCGCGUGCCCAGCAAUGUCACAGAAAGUGGAGAGUUUCUUCUGGAGGCGUACAACGUGAUGCCACCAAAGAAUCCACAGAAACACCGUUGGUACUGCAUGCCGGAGCAGAAACCCAAUGAGGUACUGUUCAUUAAGCUGGCAGAUACGGAGUCUGAGAAGAGUCCUGGUGUUGCGGGCGGCUGUGGUCAUUGUGCGCCGUUGAUCAAGGAGCAGGAGACUGAAGAGGCCAGGUCGAGUAUUGAGUGUAGAGUCAUCGCGGUUUGGGAUUGA
This is a messenger RNA of Zasmidium cellare ATCC 36951, 981 nucleotides long. RefSeq lists its product as uncharacterized. The transcript is spliced from 4 exons. Lineage: Eukaryota; Fungi; Ascomycota; Dothideomycetes; Mycosphaerellales; Mycosphaerellaceae. Bases 1 to 981 code for a protein of 326 amino acids. The record is from RefSeq and is a predicted model, not a curated record. Gene Ontology annotation, molecular function: oxidoreductase activity.